AUGGGCCAAACUCUCUCGGAGCCCGUCGUCGAAAAGACUUCCGACAAGGGCGAGGAUGACAGGCUUGUCUACGGUUUGUCCGCCAUGCAGGGCUGGCGUAUCAGCAUGGAGGACGCCCACACAGCUGUGCUCGACCUCGGCAAUCCCUCCGCCGGCGACUCCAAGGCGAUCCCUGCCAAGCUGGCAUUUUUCGGCGUUUUCGACGGCCACGGAGGAGAAAAGGUCGCGCUUUUUGCGGGCGAGAAUAUACAUAGCAUCAUCAUGAAGCAGGAUAGCUUCAAGGCUGGCGACUACGCUCAGGGGCUCAGGGACGGCUUCCUCGCGACAGACAGAGCCAUCCUCAACGACCCCAAGUACGAGGACGAGGUUUCGGGUUGCACCGCCUGUGUCAGUUUGAUUGCCGACAACAAGCUCUACGUUGCCAACGCGGGUGACUCGAGAGGUGUGCUGGGCAUCAAGGGACGCGCGAAGCCGCUCUCGCAGGAUCACAAACCUCAACUCGAAACUGAGAGAAACCGCAUCACGGCGGCCGGUGGGUUUGUCGACUUCGGUCGAGUCAAUGGCAACCUGGCCCUGUCACGCGCCAUCGGCGACUUCGAGUUCAAAAAGAGCGCCGAACUGUCCCCCGAAAAUCAAAUCGUCACUGCCUUCCCUGACGUGGCGGUCCAUGACCUUACGGAUGAAGACGAGUUCCUGGUUUUGGCCUGCGACGGCAUCUGGGACUGCCAGUCCUCUCAAGCCGUCGUUGAGUUUGUUCGACGAGGCAUCGCCGCCAAGCAGGACCUCGACAAGAUCUGCGAGAACAUGAUGGACAACUGCCUUGCAUCAAACUCUGAGACGGGUGGCGUCGGCUGCGACAACAUGACCAUGGUCAUCGUGGGCCUCCUCAACGGAAAGACAAAGGACGAGUGGUACGAGGAGAUCGCGAGGAGAGUCGCCAACGGAGACGGCCCCUGCGCCCCCCCGGAAUACGCCGAGUUUCGUGGUCCCGGGGUUCAUCACAACUACGAGGAUAGCGACAGUGGUUAUGAUAUGGAUGCGGAGACCAAGGGCAGGAACUUCGGCGUUGAUGAAACCGAAAUGUUCGACAAUGCCGACGAGGACAAAGACCUCGAGAGCCAAGUGUCCAAGACCUCCUCGACCGACAAGGACGGCUCUUCGGCCCCCAAGUCCCAAACGACCGCCGAGGCCGCCAGUGGCACCGAAUCGAAAGCGGAGGCGAAUGCCGCCCAGCCCAAAGCGGGCGAGGGGCCACAGUCAGCGUCCUCGACGACCGCGCACGACGGGGUUAAGCACGACCAGUCGAAAUCCUCCAAAGAGAACGAGGAUUAG
Messenger RNA from Hirsutella rhossiliensis, 1332 nucleotides. RefSeq names its product protein phosphatase 2C domain-containing protein. Lineage: Eukaryota; Fungi; Ascomycota; Sordariomycetes; Hypocreales; Ophiocordycipitaceae. The coding region runs from base 1 to 1332 and encodes 443 amino acids. Gene Ontology annotation, biological process: protein dephosphorylation. The transcript is spliced from 8 exons. The record is from RefSeq and is a predicted model, not a curated record. Gene Ontology annotation, molecular function: protein serine/threonine phosphatase activity; cation binding.